Parnassius apollo (apollo) is the source of this 1608-nucleotide messenger RNA. The record is from the annotation of a GenBank genome assembly. Lineage: Eukaryota; Metazoa; Arthropoda; Insecta; Lepidoptera; Papilionidae.
AUGGUGUCAGGAAAAUUGCCAACAUCUGACGUCCAGGGUGUUCUCGGUAAAAAGGCGUCUUUGCCAUGCGACAUUCAGCCGCUGCAUUCCGACGACGCCGUUGUUAUGGUGCUCUGGUUCAAGGAGUCUGAUGGAGAACCGCUUUACAGUUACGACAUCAGAGGUCGGUCGUACAAUCAACCGAAGCUGUGGUCGUCUCCAACGGUAUUCGGAAACCGUGCUUUCUUCCGAGGAGGUGCAACACCGGCGGUUCUUUUAAUAGACAACGUGGCAGCGGUCGACGCAGGCGUGUACAGAUGUAGAGUCGACUUCAAGAACUCUCCAACUAGAAAUUUAAAAGUCAACUUUAGUGUAAUAAUUCCGCCAAGCCGUCCGACGAUUUAUGAUGCCAAGAGAAGAGACAGGACGAAACUAGUUGAGCCUUACAACGAGGGAUCCAACGUUUUGCUCAUUUGUGAGGUGGAGGGAGGUGUACCAAGACCAAGAGUGACAUGGUACCUAGAAAACGUUGUGAUAGACGAUUCGUAUGAGCAACGCUCCGACGGAGUCACAGUCAAUACACUUACGUUUCCUAACGUCGGACGACAACAUUUGAAUGCGCGACUCGUCUGUCAAGCCUCGAAUACUAAUCUAGCGCCGCCGGAAACUAAAGUACUAAUCCUGGAUAUAAAUUUGAAGCCGAUAACUGUGACAAUAUUAACAAAAGAAAAGCAAGUGUCUGCGGAUAAAAAAUACGAAGUAGAAUGUAAGACGUCAGGCUCCCGCCCAGAGGCGUCCGUCACUUGGUGGAAGAAUAAUAGACAACUCAAGCGAAUGGCGAAAAACUUCUCUGAAAACAACGAAACACUUAGUGUGCUUACCCUCGUACCUAGCAUGGAAGACGACGGUAAAUAUUUGACAUGCCGCGCAGAGAACAAACACAUACCAGAUUCAGCAAUCGAGGAUAAGUGGAGGUUGAACGUGCACUAUGUUCCUAUCGUUGAUCUCAAGAUGGGAUCCAAUUUGAACCCUAACGAGAUAAAGGAAGGGGACGAUGUUUACUUCGAAUGUACAGUGAAGGCGAAUCCGAAGACUCAUCGAUUAGUUUGGUUUCAUGACAAUACGGAGAUUUUUCACAACGAGGCAUCUGGCGUUGUACUGAGUGCUCAGAGUCUCGUACUGCAGAAGGUCACGCGGUUGGCGGCUGGUGAUUACACCUGCAUGGCUGCUAACAGUGAAGGGAAAGGAACAAGCAAUCCAGUCUCAUUACAAAUUCGAUAUGCUCCGGUCUGCGCCGAGAUGAAGGACAAUGAGCUGUACGGAGCUCUGAAGCACGAGACGGUAUCGCUCCACUGUGCGGUAGACGCCAAUCCCGCAUUAGUUUCUUUUCAUUGGACUUUCAAUAACUCUGGCGAACAGACUGAACUACCGCCGAGAUUGUACAGCAGUCAUGGUAAUACGUCAACUCUAAACUAUACCCCCACAACGGAUAUGGAGUAUGGGACCUUGGCAUGUUUCGGAGAAAAUGCGAUUGGCAAGCAAAAGGUGCCAUGUCUUUUCCAGUUAGUAGUCGCGGGUCGUCCAUUCCAACUUCAGAAUUGUUCAGUGGCAACAGUUUUUUGUACGUGA